Messenger RNA from Protopterus annectens (West African lungfish), 2585 nucleotides. RefSeq names its product coronin 2B (gene CORO2B). NCBI's taxonomy places the organism in Eukaryota, Metazoa, Chordata, Ceratodontiformes, Protopteridae. Gene Ontology annotation, biological process: actin filament organization. Gene Ontology annotation, molecular function: actin filament binding. The transcript has 13 exons. The record is from RefSeq and is a predicted model, not a curated record. Bases 455 to 1900 code for a protein of 481 amino acids.
UUUGUCUUUCUCUGUUGAAACUGUCCUGCAGUGCCUAUCCUGACAGGCAGAGUCAGUCAUUACAAAUGCACAGUGACAUCAUUUCUGCUGUUAUUGAGCAGCCCCACCAAGACCAGCUUAAUCAGAUUGCAGUGUGAUUGGGGGGGCUCCUUGGCGCUUCCUGUAACCAUUGACGCUGAUUCCUCUGCAGGGGAAACCAACGGCAGCAGCAGCAACAUGAAAGGAUCAUUUCAAGUCUCCUCCUGCUUAUGAAAAAAAAAUUCAGCUUGCUUUCUGGAAACACUGUUUGAUCUUCAAAGCAUUUCUGCAUGACUGUCACAAAGGGAAAGCUUACGUCAGUGCUCAAAACAUCUGUGUCAAAGUACCCAACAGCACCUCAAACAAUUACUAGCCAGCGUGAGAUUGUUCUGCCAAACCAGCAACCUUUCAGACUUGCCCAGGUUGGAUUAUUCUAAUGAAAGUACAAGACAAGAUGUCAUGGCGUCCACAGUACCGCAGCUCAAAAUUUCGAAAUGUAUAUGGGAAAGUGGCAAAUCGAGAGCAUUGUUAUGACGGGGUUCCAAUUACAAGGAAUGUCCAUGACAACCAUUUCUGUGCAGUCAAUCCUAGGUUCCUAGCUAUUGUCACUGAAAGUGCUGGGGGAGGAGCCUUCCUAGUGAUCCCUCUAGAACAAACAGGUCGUAUCGAACCCCACUACCCAAAGGUCUGUGGUCACCAAGGCAAUGUACUAGAUAUCAAAUGGAAUCCAUUUGUUGAUAACAUUAUAGCCUCGUGUUCAGAAGAUACUUCGGUUAGAAUAUGGGAAAUUCCAGAAGGAGGUCUAAAACGAAAUUUGACAGAAGCAGUUCUGGAACUAUAUGGACACAGUCGACGAGUUGGCCUUAUAGAGUGGCAUCCUACAGCCAAUAAUAUCCUGUUCAGUGCAGGAUAUGAUUACAAGAUACUUAUCUGGAACCUGGAUAUCGGAGACCCAGUGAAAAUGAUAGAUUGCCAUUCAGAUGUUAUACUUUGCAUGUCUUUCAACACAGAUGGAAGUCUCAUAGCCACAACUUGCAAAGACAAAAAAUUAAGAGUGGUUGAACCACGCUCAGGAAGAGUUCUUCAGGAAGCAAGUUGCAAGAACCACAAGGUGAAUCGGGUAGUCUUCCUAGGAGACAUGAAAAGAAUUUUGACAACAGGAGUAUCAAGAUGGAACACAAGACAAAUUGCACUCUGGGAUCAGGAAGACCUGUCUAUGCCAGUGAUUGAAGAAGAAAUUGAUGGCCUGUCGGGACUUCUUUUUCCAUUCUAUGAUGUUGAUACACACAUGCUUUAUUUAGCUGGAAAGGGUGAUGGGAAUAUCAGGUAUUAUGAAAUCAGCACAGAAAAGCCAUAUUUUUAUUAUCUCAUGGAAUUCCGUUCACCAGCACCACAAAAAGGACUAGGGAUUAUGCCAAAACAAGGACUGGAUGUAUCUGCCUGUGAAGUUUUCAGGUUCUAUAAAUUAGUGACAUUAAAAGGAGUAAUCGAGCCAAUUUCUAUGAUUGUGCCAAGAAGGGCAGAGACAUACCAAGAAGAUAUUUACCCUAUGACUCCAGGGAAGGAACCUGCACUUUCUGCAGAUGAAUGGCUCACAGGCAUUAACAGAGAUCCUGUCUUGAUGUCUCUGAAGGAAGGUUACAGGAAAUCUUCAAAAGCUGUUUUCAAAGCACCUGUGAAACAGAAAAGGGCUGUUGUAGUCAACGGAAUAGACCUUUUAGAAAAUGUGCCACCAAGAACAGAAAAUGAGCUGCUCAGAAUGUUCUUCCGACAGCAAGAUGAGAUCAGAAGAUUAAAAGAUGAGCUUGCACAGAAGGAUAUUAAGCUACGACAGUUAGAGCUGGAGCUGAAAAACCUGCGGAACAAUCCCAAGAACAACUAACCUCAGUAUAUACUUGAUGAAUAAAAUAAACAUUCCUUAUUGUUUAAUUUUAAUGUAUAAAUCCUUACAGACUAUGUGAAUUGCACACAAUGGGUCCAGCCAAAACAGUCUUAGCAUCUAAAGGAUUACUGUCCUUUAUGUGUAUAUAUAGCACUACAGAAAUAUGUAAGUACAUGUAAUUAGUGACUGGAAAUUAAAGAAAGAGGAAUAUGUAACCAAAGCAUAUCGUCCUCAAUGAAGACUUUAUAUCCUGCCUUAGAUCUAGAUUUUUGAAGUUGAAAAACUGGGAGCAUUUAUGGAGACCUGCCGCAAAGCAAAUAUGCACUGAUUAUUUUAAAAGUAGAAUGCCCUGGUAUGAGUCAGCUAUUAAUAUUUUUCUUUGCAAACUACAACAGUGAGAGCCUGUAGGUAAAGUAAAACUACAACUGUUAUAGUUCAUAUUAGAAAAUAUUAUGCCUGGUAAUAAACCUGGGCAAACAAUAAACCAAAUACCCAAAUCCUAUUCCAUUUCCUUAUUAACACAUUAGGAUUUCAAUGAAGUCUUGAUUAUUUUAACAAUUUUCUCUGUGUAUGUUGUUUUCCUCAUGUAAUGUUUGCUUAAUUUGCUAACACAGAAUCCCUUUUCAGUAAUUAAUUUGCUGAUUCAUUUGAAAUGUUAUAAAUAAAUUUUUUUUCAUGUAACUCA